This is a messenger RNA of Trypanosoma rangeli, 312 nucleotides long. RefSeq lists its product as uncharacterized. Gene Ontology annotation, molecular function: calcium ion binding. The transcript has a single exon. The coding region runs from base 1 to 312 and encodes 103 amino acids. Lineage: Eukaryota; Euglenozoa; Kinetoplastea; Trypanosomatida; Trypanosomatidae. The record is from RefSeq and is a predicted model, not a curated record.
AUGCAGCGCAGUCUCAUUACCGGGCACAACAACAACCGUCACCUCACAAUUGAGGAGCUGGAGAACAACAUCGGCGGCCUGCCCAUCACCGACCAGAAGCUGCAGGAGCUCUUUGACUCACUCGACACGGAGCACAACGGCUACCUCCCCAUUGAAGAGGUCAAGGCCUUCUACCGGUGCCUCGAGCACUACGGGCUGGACCCGACCGAUGCCGAGGUAGAGGCCGAGGUGCGCAAGUACUCCAAGAGCGACGACAACUAUAUGACCUUCGACGAGUUUUGCUGCCUUAUGCUGAACUUCGCCCAGCGGUAA